AUGGACGCGGCGACGCGGCGGGCGCGGCUGCUCCUGCUGCUCGUGGCGGCCACCGUGCCGGCGGGGCUCUGCCAGACCAACCCGGACGAUGCCGCGGCGCUCCGGUCGGUGAUGGGCGCGUGGACCAACUACCCGUCGAGCUGGAAUUCCGGCGACCCCUGCGGCGCGCCGUGGGACGGGAUCAUGUGCAGCGGCAACGGGAGGGUGACAUCGCUGCGGCUAUCCAGCGCCAACAUGCAGGGCACGCUCAGCGACAGCAUCGGGCAGCUCGGCCAGCUCAUGUUCCUUGACCUUUCGUUCAACAGCGGUCUCAGUGGUACGAUCCCCGCUUCGAUUGGGAACCUUGGGAAGCUUACGACACUAAUCUUGGCUGGUUGCAGCUUCAGCGGAGACAUUCCUAAAGAACUAGGCAACCUCCUGCAGAUGACAUUCCUGGCGCUGAAUUCAAACAAGUUGACGGGCACAAUACCGCCUCAGCUUGGCCUACUCUCAAAACUCUUCUGGCUAGACCUGGCAGAUAAUGCCAUCACAGGAAGUGUCCCUAUCUCAACAGGAACGACACCGGGCCUUGACCUUCUUACCAACACGAAGCACUUCCAUUUCAACAAGAACCAGCUAUCUGGAACGCUUACAGGCCUCUUCAAGUCUAAUAUGACCCUCAUACACAUAUUGUUUGAUAGCAAUCAGUUCACAGGCCCAAUUCCGCGUGAGCUUGGAAGCAUUACCUCGCUCCAAGUACUCCGACUGGAUAGGAACCAAUUUGCGGGAGCAGUUCCUAACAUCACCAACUUGGUCAACCUAAAUGAGCUGAACUUGGCAACCAACAAGCUAACUGGAUCAGUGCCAAAUCUCAGCAGCAUGAACGUGUUAAAUGUUGUGGAUUUAAGCAACAACAGCUUUACCGCGUCAGCAAUCCCAGCCUGGUUCACAAAUCUAACAAAUAUUUCUUCAAUAUCGUUGUCUUCUGCGAGCCUCACUGGCGAGGUCCCCCAGGAACUCUUCAAUUUGCCCCAGCUGCAUGAAGUUGUAAUGAGCAAAAACCAGUUGAACGGAGUACUUACGAUGCCAGGCAGCAUCGGCACACAACUGCAAACCGUGGAUUUCCAAGGAAACGUCAUAGUUGAUGUCGCUGGCAUUUCAAACUACAAAAAGACACUGCUGCUUGCCCUGAAUCCAGUCUGCUCCGAUAAACCCACUGUAGCAUUCUGCACCGUCCAGAAACCGAACGUGAUAGCAUACAGCACUAGCAUGGCCAAAUGUAUCUCGGCAAGUGGGUGCCAAAGUGGUCAGGGCCAGAACCCCGCAAACUGCGGCUGCGCCUAUUCGUACAAUGGCAAGAUGGUCUUCAGAGCGCCGUCCUUCAAGGAUGUGUCGGACACCGUUAGGUUUCAGCAACUGGAGGAAACCCUCUGGAGGCUACUGGGUCUGCGUGAAGGUGCGGUUCUCCUGAACCGUAUCCACUUCAACGAGGACAACUACCUCCAAGUUCAAGUGAGUCUGUUCCCGUCGACGGGGACGCUCUUCAACGUGUCUGAAGUGAGCCGCAUUGGGUUUCUUCUCAGCAACCAGACCUACAAGCCGCCGCCAAUAUUCGGGCCUUACUUCUUCAUUGCAGAUCCAUAUGUCCCCUUCUUAGUUGCUGGUGGCAAGAAAUCGAAGUUCAGUACAGCUGCUGUUGCUGGAAUCGCAGUGGCCGGUGGGGUUCUUGUGAUUGCCCUCAUUUUGGUGGGACUGUUCGCUUUGCGACAGAAGAGAAGGAACAAGGAACUAAAAGAACGAAGCACCGACCCUUUUGCUUCGUGGGGCGCGGCGCAGAAAGACAGCGGAGGAGCUCCACAGCUGAAAGGAGCGAGGUUCUUCUCCUUCGAGGAGCUGAAAAGCUGCACGGACAACUUUGCAGAUAGCCAUGAGAUAGGCGCAGGAGGCUAUGGAAAGGUGUACAAGGGAACACUUGUGGACGGAAUACGGGUGGCGAUAAAGCGGGCGCAGUCUGGGUCGAUGCAGGGCGCGCCGGAGUUCAAGAACGAGAUCGAGCUGCUGUCCCGGGUUCACCACAGGAACCUGGUGAGCCUGAUCGGCUUCUGCUUCCAGCAAGGGGAGCAGAUGCUGGUUUACGAGUUCGUCGCCGGUGGGACACUGAGGGAGAACCUUGUUGUUAGAGGGACGUACUUGGGCUGGAAGAAGAGGCUGAGGAUCGCGCUCGGGUCGGCGAGGGGGCUGGCGUACCUUCACGAGCUCGCCGACCCGCCGAUCAUCCACCGCGACAUCAAGUCCACCAACAUCCUCCUCGACGAGAACCUCAAGGCCAAGGUCGCCGACUUCGGGCUCUCCAAGCUCGUCGCCGACACCGAGAAGGGCCACGUCUCCACCCAAGUCAAAGGAACACUGGGAUAUUUGGACCCGGAGUACUACAUGACGCAGCAGCUGUCGGAGAAGAGCGACGUGUACAGCUUCGGGGUGGUGAUGCUGGAGCUGGUGAGCGGGAGGCAGCCGAUCGAGAAGGGGAAGUACGUUGUGCGGGAGGUGAGGCAGGCCAUCGACCCGGCCGACCGCGACUACUACGGCCUGCGCGCCAUCGUCGACCCGGCGAUCCGGGACGCCGCGCGGACGCCCGGGUUCCGGCGGUUCGUGCAGCUGGCGAUGCAGUGCGUGGACGAGUCCGCGGCGGCGCGGCCCACCAUGGGCACCGUCGUCAAGGAGGUGGAGGCCAUGCUGCUCAACGAGCCCGACGGGGAGGGGUCCAACUCGGCCGGGUCGUCGGCCACCGAGUUCGACGGCGCCGGCAGGGGCGCGCCCUCGCACCCGUACAGCGACGUGGAGAUCACCCGGUCGUCCUACGGCGGCGCCGGGGAGGCGUCCGAUUACAUGCCCUACUUCGAGGUCAAGCCAAAAUAA
This is a messenger RNA of Triticum turgidum subsp. durum (durum wheat), 2895 nucleotides long. NCBI's taxonomy places the organism in Eukaryota, Viridiplantae, Streptophyta, Magnoliopsida, Poales, Poaceae. The record is from the annotation of a GenBank genome assembly.